CCUCCUCAGGUUGGUAAGUACUAAGUAGUACACAGGAGAGAUAAGGAAGGAGAAAACAAGAAGGAAGUUGAAAAUGGCGAAUCUCAGCUCAGCAAUUGACGCAGUGUUCUGGGACCAUAACCUCUCUUCACCGCAAACCCUCGAAGGCACAGCUCGUUCCGUUCCCGGCGAGCCGUUUCCCGUCGACGGUGCACGAGCCAGCCGCUCUCACCGUAUUCAGCAGCUCUCUCUCCUCCGCGAAGGCUUCCCCCUCGGAGUCAUCCCUGCUUUUGCUCCUUCUUCCGACAAGAGACUCGGCUCUUUCUCUCUCAAUUCCCUCUUGCUCUGUCCUUCCUCUUCAAACUGGUGGGCAGGCUUGGUUGGGCAGUUCAAGCCAAAGAAGCUCUUUGCUGAUAUCAAAACAAGUAUCAGCAAGGCAGAGGAAUGGGAUCUCCAGCUUUUCAAGGAUACAACAAAACACAUUGUAGACAAAUCUCUUUACUCAGUUGGUCUAUGGACUCAGAUUGCAUUGGGCUCUUCUUCCUCUCUCUUGCUCAGCGCUGAGCGUCUUGGCGAUAAAGAAGGGAUCAGAAAGAAGCUCAUGUUUGUUCAUCCGCUUGAGAAACAUGAUCUCACUGUGGAAGCAGCUUGGCCAGACCUGUUUCUGGACCAUAAGGGACGGUUCUGGGAUGUUCCUGAGUCGUUAAACUUCGAUGUCUCAUCGCUUGCUCCAGAGACGACCGGGCUUCACUACCGUUUUGCUGUACACAAAAGCAAGGGCCAUCCUCAGCAAGUGAACGCUGCUGAGACUAAUGGCGAUGCUCCUCCUGCUUCUUUGUUCCCUGGCUUAUGCGCCAAGGCUGCAGUUUCAUACAAAGCAAGCAAAGACUUAUGGAGGCCUAAAGAGAAAGAUGACAACACAAAGGAAGAAGAAGAAGAUGAUGAGGAUGAGUCACCUGUCUUUCUUCCUUACGACAUACGCCUCAAGGAGCCUCACGCAGCAGUUUCAGGGAUAGUAGGAAGCACCUUGGCAGCUUGGAUCACAGGCCGAGACACGAAGAGGAGGAGUCCGAUAACUGCAGAUGCGUUUGGUUCUGCGUGUUGUACGUUUCAGAAAGGGAGGUUUAGUAAGCUGUAUGGUGAUUUAACGAGGGUAGAUGCUCGUGUGGACGUUUCCUCAGCUUCUGCUCUUGCUAAAAGAAUCUUCCAUGCUAUUAAAAGAUCUUCAGGGAGUAACAAAACAGAUGAUGACGCGUCAGGCUCUCCGAGGCUCAGCUUGAUAUUCCAGCAACAGGUUGCAGGGCCAAUCGUUUUCAAAGUGGACUCACAGUUUGAGGUAGGUGCAGGGAAGUAUGGUGCACAGAUGGAGGAUUUGAUUUACAGUUUGAACUACUCGUUGAGGCUUCUUGAGUCUGGGAAAGUGGUGGCUUGGUACUCACCAAAGAGGAAAGAAGGCAUGGUUGAGCUUCGAGUUUUUGAGUUUUAAAAUAUUUAGUUUCCUUAUCACUUUGUUGUAUCAGAAGAUGCCAUGUCAUGGCACAUAUUGGUUCAACUAGUUGAAGAUACUUUUAUUUAAAUGAUUUCAAAUGA
Brassica rapa (field mustard) is the source of this 1569-nucleotide messenger RNA. Its product is annotated as protein TRIGALACTOSYLDIACYLGLYCEROL 4, chloroplastic. The record is from RefSeq and is a predicted model, not a curated record. Gene Ontology annotation, biological process: ER to chloroplast lipid transport; acylglycerol transport. Gene Ontology annotation, cellular component: chloroplast envelope. Gene Ontology annotation, molecular function: phosphatidic acid binding. NCBI's taxonomy places the organism in Eukaryota, Viridiplantae, Streptophyta, Magnoliopsida, Brassicales, Brassicaceae.